AUGCUAUUUUCCCGUGGAGGUUUCUUUACUUCCUCUGAUCACUUCCAUCACUUGUUCUGCGACCAGAAGAAUUCUGAGCCUCAAGGGGCCUUAUUGUGGCUCGUCCUAAGCGCGUUGUCAAUCUGUGUGCAAAAGGUCGAGUACGACUCUGAAUACACUUCAACACAGAGAUUGUGGACUCUUCUGAUUGCUUCCAAAGUCAGGAAGGCCAAGUUUAUAGAAACUGAAGCUUUCAUGAACUCCCUUUUCCAACAAGACAACGAGUAUGAUAUGCAUGCCCUAUGGACGCAGACCUCCAACUUCCUCUCGCCGGCAAAAAUGAUAAGCAAGAGAUCAGGGAAGACGAGCAAAAAGAUCCCCUUGAUGACGACUACGAUGACGGGCAAGGACUACAUGUAUAAUAAGGAUGUCCUAGGUGAUGAUGAUGACGAGGCAGAGUCUACUCCGUACCAAGCACCAGAAAGGCAGCCAAAGCCCGGCACAUUCGAUUCAACCCAGCGUUCGCCAAAGAAUGGCUGA
Messenger RNA from Fusarium graminearum PH-1, 519 nucleotides. RefSeq lists its product as uncharacterized. NCBI's taxonomy places the organism in Eukaryota, Fungi, Ascomycota, Sordariomycetes, Hypocreales, Nectriaceae. The coding region runs from base 1 to 519 and encodes 172 amino acids. The transcript is spliced from 3 exons. The record is from RefSeq and is a predicted model, not a curated record.